Molecule: messenger RNA, 648 nt
Organism: Amblyraja radiata (thorny skate)
Lineage: Eukaryota; Metazoa; Chordata; Chondrichthyes; Rajiformes; Rajidae
Product: borealin-like
Exons: 8
Coding region: 1-648 (215 amino acids)
Biological process (GO): mitotic sister chromatid segregation
Cellular component (GO): chromosome, centromeric region; chromosome passenger complex; spindle midzone
Source: RefSeq, a predicted model, not a curated record
AUGCCUUUAAAGCGGAAAGUAACCCAUCGCAAAAUAAAUUCUCUGGAAUUAAAGAAGCGUGAAAAGCAUCAGGCUUUUCUGAAAGAUUUUGACCUUGAAGUUGAUCGGCGGAAAAGAGAAAUGGAGAAAGCAUUGAACAGUCUACUCAUUCAAAUAGAUGCCAAUUACAGUCGUGCAAUUAUGAAACUCCCACUGGCUGUUAGACAAAUGAAUAACUUGGAUUACUUUGCUUUGGGUGGAAGUGCAGAUGCUGUGGCUGAAAUUGAACAAAAACGUAUUAAUGCUGACUGUUUGGAAGUGGAAGCUAUAGAGUCUGAGAUUUUGAAAGAUGCUACACAGCUGAAGACUACUAGAAAAUGUAAACAGAAAACAAAGCAUGUCGAUGACGCAGCAAAUGAUGGUGAAGAUCUUCCUCCAUCAAGUAAAAUGUUCCGAAAGAAACGUAUUAAUGCUGACUGUUUGGAAGUGGAAGCUAUAGAGUCUGAGAUUUUGAAAGAUGCUACACAGCUGAAGACUACUAGAAAAUGUAAACAGAAAACAAAGCAUGUCGAUGACGCAGCAAAUGAUGGUGAAGAUCUUCCUCCAUCAAGUAAAAUGUUCCGAAAGGACAAGUCGGAUCAAAGGGCAGAGCUCUGCAAAUACUUCUGA